CUUGACUUCGAUUUUCACUUGAAAGAGAGGCAUUAUCUAUCGUACUUUGUUUUUAAUUUACGUUAACGGAAACGUAUUUUAUAUUCAUAAAAAGGUUAAAUAGAAAGUGAGUUAUUAUUUUGUGCAAAGGAUAUGCCUCCAGUAAAAGACGAGUCGAUAAGAGAAACAAGCUGUUUGGAAAUAAUAAACAUUGUUGAGAAGAGUCCUGGCAAGAGUACUCUUGUAGAUGUGAGAGCUUGCAACAAACCUGCCGCUAAGUGUUAAGGUACAGUGCAUCAUGUUGUGGGCAGCUGAUUUUUAUGUUAUUUGUGUAUACGAUUAUUGUAUGUAAAAUGCACAGAACUGUAUAGUUGUGGAGUGUGCCUAUGUAGUGCAUGUGUUGAUAUCGCACCAGUAGCGCGGAGACAACAUGACUAAUUCACAGCUCACACUGGAAAACGUUUUUCAGGUAUGGUUCCGUGGCGUGAGAAGUUCCAAAUUCCGCCAUGUGUACGGCGUGCCUUUCAAACGGGAGCGUUGCUAUGACAACAUAAAGAUCACUAGGAAUGCGCACGAUUCGAAUUUCUGCGCUGUCAACCCUAAGUUCGUUGCCAUAGUAACGGAGGUGGCUGGCGGUGGAGCGUUCCUGGUUCUUCCAUUGGACCAUACUGGGAGGUUGGACUUCAACGCGAGCCGAGUGACAGGCCACAAAGGCCCCGUGCUCGACAUAAAAUGGAAUCCUUUCAACGAUAACAUCAUAGCGUCGUGUUCCGAUGACUGCACGGUAAAACUAUGGCACAUUCCGGACGGUGGCCUGUCUAUGCACCUGACGGACUGGCUGGUGGAACUGCACGGACACAAGCGUCGCGUCGCCUACAUCGAGUGGCACCCCACCGCUGAGAACAUACUGCUCAGUGCUGGCUUCGAUUAUUUGAUCUUCGUAUGGGACGUAGGCAAGGGUGAAGCAGUGAAGGUGAUCGACUGCCACACUGACGUCAUCUACUGCAUGUCGUUCAACCGCGACGGCUCGCUGCUGGCCACCACCAGCAAGGACAAGAAACUGCGAGUCAUUGAGCCUAGGAGGGGGAUCGUACUAUCGGAAGGACCAUGCCACCUCGGCACUAAGGCAUCAAAAUGCACGUUCCUUGGCAGUCAGGGCAAAGUCCUAACGACCGGGUUCUCCCGCUACAGCGACCGGCAGUACGCGGUGUGGGACCAGCAUGACCUGGACAAGCCGCUAGUCUGUGAGACCAUCGAUAGCUCGUCGGGCGUCGUGUUCCCUUACUACGAUUAUGAUACUAAUAUUGUGUACCUUGCUGGCAAGGGCGACGGGAACAUCCGAUACUAUGAGGUGGUCGAUGAGGCGCCUUACGUGCAUUUCCUCAACCAGUUCCUCUCGGGCAAUCCACAACGCGGGCUGGGCUUCAUGCCGAAGCGCGGCGUGAACACGGCGGUGUGUGAGGUGUUCCGCUUCUACAAGCUGCACACCUCGCGCGGGCUCUGCGAACCCAUCUCCAUGAUCGUGCCGCGCAAAUCUGACUGCUUCCAGGAGGACCUGUACCCCGACACGGCGGCGCCUUUACCUGCACUUACGGCUAAGGACUGGCUGAGCGGCAUGAACGUGUCUCCAUUGCUCAUCAGUAUGAAGACAGGAGUAACAAUAUCAACCCACAAGCCCCGCACCAGCAACAAGGACGCCCCGGCACUACAGCCGCAGGACGCCAACAACCGCAAGAAGUUCGCCUUCCUCUCCCGCGAGACCACGCCCGACUACCGCCCGCUCGGCACAUGGCAACACACCGAGGGGCAUAACGGAGAUGCUGAACAUGUUGAGGUGCAAGUAAACGAGAAAUCUCAGAAGACUAACGCGAACCAGAACACAAAGUUCCACCAGCUGCAGCGUAUGUUCGGCAAACAGACGGGCGACGCGGAACCCGUGCCGCUAUACAAGCAGAUCAACCAGGGAGACGUAUUCAGUACUGAGCAUGAGUUGCGCCUCGCAUUCAACCGCCAAGGUGAAGAACUGAGGAUUGUCAAGCGGCAGCUACAGAACAGUCAACAGCGAGUUCGUGAGCUCGAACAAAUGGUAGCCGCGCUUCAAGCCAGGCUGCAACGCGACGGCUCGUAAACCUCAAAUCUUAUUGCCCGGUUCUUACGAACAAGAAACGAUUCAUUUUACUUACGGAUAAGUAGCUUUUAGACAUGUAUUUUACUAUAUGAAGUAUAUUAUGCCUCAUAGAUACAAAUACAGUAAAAUUCCGGUCCCUAAGCAAUAGGAUUCGUUUCUUUUUUAUUGGUACCGGGUUUAUAUGAAUUUGUCUUACCGAGCGACACGCUUCAGCCCUGCGUCGGAAGAUGACGGACAAGGAACAUUGGACCUCACGCAAUAUUGUACACCACUGGUCGUUUUGUUUGAUCACAUCAUUGAUUCAAGCUCAAGGCCUAGCCUUAUAUCCUGUGCCACACUAAUAAUAAGCGAUUAUUCGGCUAUUGGAAUUACCGUGAUGGUAAAUCGAGUUCACAAAACAACUGAGUCUUAAUGACUAAGCCCCGACCAGUGGUUAUCUUGGUUUUCACGGCGCGAGGUAACUGACUACGUUCGUUAUAAAUGCUUGUAAAAACGUUGAUCAAGCUUUAAGCACUUGAUCUGUUCUUAGCCUUCUACUUUAUUUUAAGGUUUAGUUUUCAUUCCCUAGUCUAAACCACGUCUUAAUGUUGUCACAAAUUAAAGUACUAAUGUUGAAGUUAAGAUAGAUAAUGUAUAAGGAAUGCGGUUGAUACGCAAGUGAUGUAAGGAUAAAAUAUUAGAGGGGAAGAGAAAGCGGGAUUUUUUCUUCAUAGUUUCAUGGUAUUGAAUACUAAGUCUGUAGUGUUGUCACUGUUCAGGCAUUCACCAGACAGUGACCAUAAUAAACUUUAUGCCUUGUAGUGGUUUAUGGACUUUGGACUUUACAUAACAAUUUGUAUCUAGUUUAUUUGUAGUUCUUUUUAUAUUCGAAUUUAUUUUACUGAACAAAUCAUUGAAAUUAUGAAGUUUAUGUUACAUGAAUUAUGAAUUAUGGGAAAAAAAUUAAUCAUUCCAAAAGUUUAUUUCGGCUUAUUCGGCAGCUCAGCUUGACGUAUUUGUCAUUUAUUUAAAUUGAUGUGCUUUAGGCAUCUAAUUUUAAGGCCUAUGAACUUUCUAUAUAGUGAACAAAUUCGCCUAUUGUUUUGUGUAAGAAAUGAAAUGUGAUACAGCCAUGACAUUCUAUAUAAAUGUCCAUGUCACAAAUUAAUGUUUUUGUUCGAGUAUAUUAUACCUUGUGUAUGUGAUUUACCUGUUUUCUAUGUAAUUAUUAUUAUGAAUAUUCAAUUAAAAUCGGUUAUGGUUUUUUUUUUAUGUUUCCUGUAAUAUUGUGAUUAUAACACAUCUUGCCUAAUCAAAUACAAUCAUAAUAAUUUGAGUAAUCUUCAUUUGACUAAUAAGAUUUAGAUAAAAUGUUUACUGGAAAAUAACUUGUUACAAACUAAUAUUAGGCUGCUGAUCUCGUGAAAAGCACUUAUUUACUGAGCACAUCGUAAAUGUUAUUCCCAGUUUUAUAGUUAAGUUGACAUCUUGGUUGUUAGUGAUUGUGUUAAUAGUCUGAUUUAUGUAAUAGUGUUACCUGUUAUUUUAUAAUUGUGUUUUGUAUUUCCUAUGUAUUUACAUUUGACUGCAUUAUUGUUUUACAUUAUUUUAUGACGAUCAAGCAUUUACUUUCAUUAAUAAACGCUGGAUAAUUCAUGUACUGUGGUUAUUAUAAAUGAGAAUGUACAAAAAGUUCCCUGAACGUUUUGUACGUAAUUGUAGUAACUAGAUUUCCGAGCUAGCAUCAUAGAAGUAUUAUUCAUAGGUGCUAGAUGUUAUCAAGACUAAUGAACUUUAUUGGUUUGCACAAAGUAAUGCUAAAAUAUUUUUCGUUAAAAACAAAAUUGCUAGCUAUUAAUGGCUUUAAUCAUGAAUAUAUUUACUUGUGCAUGAAUUGGAAUGUAUGCCACAUGGAGCCUAAAAACUUAUAUUCAAUUUAUUAAAUCUUUAUAAUCAUUACAUUCCAUUUUCAGUAUAAAACGCAUAAUGUUAGUGUGGUAAGUGAAAAUGAAAGUAUUAUUGUGCAUUAGCUGGAUUAUUUACUUGGCUAAGUCGGUGUUAAUAUUUAUUAUUAUGUAUUUUUAUAUCAUGCUUGUGUAGCACAAAUUUUCAAUAAAUGUUUGGAUAGUA
Helicoverpa zea (corn earworm) is the source of this 4216-nucleotide messenger RNA. RefSeq names its product coronin-2B-like. Gene Ontology annotation, molecular function: actin filament binding. The coding region runs from base 410 to 2107 and encodes 565 amino acids. NCBI's taxonomy places the organism in Eukaryota, Metazoa, Arthropoda, Insecta, Lepidoptera, Noctuidae. Gene Ontology annotation, biological process: actin filament organization. The transcript is spliced from 13 exons. The record is from RefSeq and is a predicted model, not a curated record.